Messenger RNA from Anopheles marshallii, 1257 nucleotides. RefSeq lists its product as uncharacterized. The transcript is spliced from 3 exons. NCBI's taxonomy places the organism in Eukaryota, Metazoa, Arthropoda, Insecta, Diptera, Culicidae. Bases 1 to 1257 code for a protein of 418 amino acids. The record is from RefSeq and is a predicted model, not a curated record.
AUGAAGUUCUUCCCUUGGAUCGCGCUUAGUCUGAUUGUGUUGAUCUGUAUCGUGGUACAGCUGGGUAGCGCCCUGCCACGAAGAUCCUGCCACAGUAGGGAUGGAUAUCCACAUGAAAAGUGCUGCAACGAGUGUCCUGGCUGUAGACAUCACUUUGACGUGGAAGCCCCAAAAGAUCCAGAUUGUCGGAAACUUCGCAACUACCACUACGAUGUGGAAAAGUUUACGGAUUGCCAUAAAGAAACCUACGAUCGGCUAGAUGCAGCAGUUGAGGUGCUGCCAGAGCGCGGUUGCAGAAAAUCCUACCAUUAUCAUUAUGACGUUGACAAACCGUGCUGCUGUGAAGAUGAUAGCUAUGAAACUUACGAUUUUGAGGUGUUGGAACCGAAAAAGAAGCACCGGUGUUCGAAGGUGAAGCUACAGGCAUAUGCGGAUCAUCCCGUUCGUGCAUGUCAGUGCGACUGCCAUAACAGACGGUAUGUGCUAAAUAAGGCAAACGCUAACCAUUUCAAUAGCUCAGCAUCUGAAACGUUUGCGAACGAUAGUGGUCGACAUAAUGAAAUUUCGAGGCUAAGGCGCAGUAUUUUGGACCCAUUGAGAGAUGACAAAUUUACCUUUAGUCUCUGUGAGACUAACCCACGGGAAUUCUUUUAUCAUACACACUUGCCCGAGAGGUCGAACUUCCGGACCAGAAAUAGAUUUUUACGACGACUACCAAACGCACCUCGAUCGAAGCGUAAAGAGUAUGAUUUAGGCUUUGGUACUGAUCGGCAUGGAGGAUUCGUUUGUCAUUGCAUGCCAUCGAAUCAAGCCACUCCUGUCAAAGCGGAAGCAAGCGAGACAGUAGCUGCUCCCAGGAUGUCGAAAAUUGAAAUUGAGCCUGCGGUGUACGUUGGUGACGCCUCGAAUCCAAUAACGUAUGAGCAGAUCAAGAAACAUUUAGAUGCCCUUCCAAGGGAGGAGUACAGUCCGACAACGAACGAUGUAAUCGGUAAUUUGACCGUGCUUUUUUAUGACAUUUAUCAGCAAAAGCACAAGAAAAACUUUACCCUACCCUUAAAGUAUGGUACGCGUACCGUGAUCGAUCAAGGUGAUGGUUUGCAAAAGUAUGACAUUGAACCGAUCGAAGGUGAAUAUAAGCCACCAAAAUUGAAUCGGAUUGCGUCCAAAGGUCUGCGCGUGAUCGGAAGAAAAAUUGAACAGAAAACGGAUCCGAAUGCGGAUCAUCGAAGGAACCGGUUACGGAAAAGAACGUAG